Brassicogethes aeneus is the source of this 302-nucleotide messenger RNA. Lineage: Eukaryota; Metazoa; Arthropoda; Insecta; Coleoptera; Nitidulidae. The record is from the annotation of a GenBank genome assembly.
GUGAGAACUGUCAAAUAUCUUUAAAAUGCCGUCCAAAAUAAAACAUUCUGAAAGCAGUUCCGUUUUGGAUAACAAAUUAAGACCGCAUCAGGAUGAAUUACUGCAUUUGGCCGAACUAGCAGGAGUUUACAUCGAUCCAAAAGUUUUCAGAAUUUUGGUGGAAUUACUUAACAUGGGGGUUGAUCCAACUACAAUUACCAAAUUAUUAACCACAAUUCAAAAAAACAGCGACAAACACAAGCAACAUUCCGCUCAAAGGCGAAGCGAAAAAUAAUUUAGUUAUCAUAUUUUGAAAUAGGUAC